ACGAGAUAACCAUCAUCUUAACCGACUCACCAUCCACAACGCACAGCUUCGUGCUUGCUUUCACUCGCCGCUUCGGCCGAGCCCACUCGGCGUGUGUCGCAACUAAAUGCCUCAUGAUUCUUCACCGGCUUCUCCGAGCACUACCCACUCCUCAUCCUUUCCGUUCCGACUUACUCUACGCUCGUGCCAACGGCUUCAUCUCUCUCAACCCUUGCAACUUCCGGUGCUCGUCAUACGACCUCACUGUCUUCGUUCACGCCUACGCGCGCCUUCUCGACCACGCGCUCAGUCUCGACCACGCCACGCUCACUGAUCAGCCAGUUAAUGUGACUAACUUCAUUGAGAGAAUCAAAGAGGCUGAGCGUGCACUUGAGCUGGUUCCUCAGGUUCAAGAUUUGUUGGACUUAGUGAUGGAGUGUGAGCCCAUGGGAACUACACCAUUGAGUUAUGUGACACGGUUGGCGAUGGAGCAGAUUGCGCGUGAGAGUUUUGCUUGUUAUGCGGCGGUGCGGCAUGCCGUCCCUGUUAUGCUUGAUAACCUCUUGUGCAUGCGCCACCAGAGCUGUGUUGCUGGGCUCGGUGUUUACCGUCGUGCAGCUGAUCAAGGGAGAAGGUUGUGUAAGUUCUAUGAGUGGUGCCGGGGGAUGAGGCUGUGUGCGGUUAAUGAGUAUCCUUUGAUUGAGAGGAUUCCAUGCAUUCAGGUGCGUGCGUUGGAAUCUUUGGUUGCCGGGUUGUGGCAGCUCACUGAGUCUGAGACUUCAUCCUUGUCUUCGUCUUCGUCUUUGUCGUCAUUGUCUUCGAAAUCACCGGGGAAGUCGGUGAAAACUUAUGAUGUUGAGGUUGAUGAAAAGCCGUUGAUAAGGUUGGAGGAGGAGGAAGAGGAAGGAUGGGAGGAGCUCUUGGAGGCAUCUUUGGAAGGCCUUAGGGAGUAAAUGGAGGUUGUCUAAUACUUGGAAGCAAAAGUAUUGAUGGGGAAGUGGCAGAGAAGGAUGAAUGGAGGUUGCAUGGGGGCUUGUAAUUCUUCUGGUUUGAUUAAUUUUUUUUCCCCUGAUUUUGGGAAGCUUGGAAGAGAUCAGUUGGAACAGUGCAAUGGUUGUAGGUAUGUAAUGCAAAAAAAAUUAUGGGUCUUAUUUAUUUGUCA
This is a messenger RNA of Dioscorea cayenensis subsp. rotundata (Guinea yam), 1141 nucleotides long. Its product is annotated as putative clathrin assembly protein At4g25940. Gene Ontology annotation, molecular function: phosphatidylinositol-4,5-bisphosphate binding; SNARE binding; 1-phosphatidylinositol binding. Gene Ontology annotation, biological process: clathrin coat assembly; vesicle budding from membrane; clathrin-dependent endocytosis. The coding region runs from base 114 to 932 and encodes 272 amino acids. The transcript is spliced from 2 exons. The record is from RefSeq and is a predicted model, not a curated record. NCBI's taxonomy places the organism in Eukaryota, Viridiplantae, Streptophyta, Magnoliopsida, Dioscoreales, Dioscoreaceae. Gene Ontology annotation, cellular component: clathrin-coated vesicle; clathrin-coated pit.